GGCGCGGCCGCGGCGCUCAGUCGGCGGGGAGCUCCGCCCGCAGAGCAGCGCUGCCGUGCACCGCCCGCACCCACCGGGCCGCGCCGAGCGGCACAAUGACGGACGGGGUGACGGACGGGGUAACGGACGGGCCUGCCACCACCACCACCACCACUGUCAGCCCGGCCAGCAAGCAGAUCUACUACUCCGACAAGUACUUUGACGAGCAGUACGAGUACCGGCAUGUGACGCUGCCAAGAGAACUCUUAAAACAAGUGCCAAAAACUCAUCUAAUGUCUGAAGAGGAGUGGAGAAGUCUUGGUGUUCAGCAGAGUCUCGGAUGGGUUCAUUAUAUGAUCCACGAGCCUGAGCCGCACAUUCUUCUCUUUAGAAGACCUCUCUCAAAGGAUGAGCAGAAGUGAACCACUGUCUAGAACUUGUCUCCUAAAUCUUCUGGAACUUUAUGUAUAGGAGUGUAUACAUGCUGGUAGUAUUCAGUGAAUACUUUAAGAUGUACAAACAUAUAUCCGUACCUGUGCAUGAGCUGUAUUAUUCACAGCAACAAAGCUCAGUCAAAUGCAAUUCCAAGGAGGCUGCUAUCUGUUCAAAGAAUAAUGAAACUAUCUGUUUUCUUUACUGUUACUGUGUCUGUCUUACUUUGCACUGAAUUUCUUAUUAAAGUUCACCUACUUUAAAAACCUCGUGUUCUGACUAGAUGACCACUUGUUACCUGUGUUCUGUAACUUCUGCACUCUGCUUUGCUGCUGCGUUGCAUGCUCAAAUCCAGUGGUGCAAAUGUUCAGUAGCAGACAAAAAAAUAAAACUAUUCUUACAUGAUCUAUGAAA
This is a messenger RNA of Anas platyrhynchos (mallard), 825 nucleotides long. It is a transcript of the gene CKS2, whose product is annotated as CDC28 protein kinase regulatory subunit 2. Gene Ontology annotation, molecular function: cyclin-dependent protein serine/threonine kinase regulator activity. Lineage: Eukaryota; Metazoa; Chordata; Aves; Anseriformes; Anatidae. The record is from RefSeq and is a predicted model, not a curated record.